CAAGGUGACAAGCCCAGACGCAAUUUAGCCAUCGGACCGACACAAUCUGAAGAUCAAUAUUUCGAGAAAUUUCAAGAAACGAUGAAGUUAAUAUUUAUCCUGGCUCCUUCAUUCGUUUUAGUUGGGGUAGCUCCCCAAUUAGGACCGUUUCUGUUUCAACCAGGGACAACAACCUUGCCACCAACGUCACCCCUGGUUGACCUGACACGUUUGACUGACCCGAUUACCUCCAUCUUAAACCAACUCGCCCCUAUGUUAUCCACCCUCCUGCCGGGGCUCUCACCGCUGUUACCCGCCCCGGAGCAGCUGUCCCAGCUCGAAACCCAGCUGUCGACGGCGACCGACGAUCUCGGCCAGGCGCUCACCAGCCUGAUAAACUCCUUACCCCAACCGAUCGCCCAAACUAUUUUAUAUCCGCUCCGUCAGCUUCUCGUCACCGUUGAAUGGUCCCUGUUGCAACUGAACAUUGUUAUUGACACGCUGCAAGCCAGAUUGGAUCAAGCAGUUAGUCGAGGACAAACCGAGUUGGCGGGGCAAAUUCAAAAAGUUAUUGAAGCCUUUACCACAAUCAGAGGGACUUUGAUCAGGCUUCAAGCCAGCCUGGCGAAUCUGCUUAAAUCCGCGGGGAAUAGUCAGACGACCACCAUGACAAUGAGUUGGCCGACAACUGUCCCCACGGUCUAGCGCAGCUUCCUUAACAACAACGAUGGGAACGUCGCCUUAAAAAACUUUACCAUGGUUCACUACCCUGUUUAAUCUAAAUUUACAAAAUUUAUUACCUUUAUAAUUUAUAAAAAUGUAAUUUAAUUAAAUGACGAUGAAAAUGGGCACAUUGUAAAAUAAAUCUGACAAAAAUCCGGUAAAGUCAAA
Molecule: messenger RNA, 870 nt
Organism: Folsomia candida
Lineage: Eukaryota; Metazoa; Arthropoda; Collembola; Entomobryomorpha; Isotomidae
Exons: 2
Coding region: 82-684 (200 amino acids)
Source: RefSeq, a predicted model, not a curated record